Dissoconium aciculare CBS 342.82 is the source of this 1559-nucleotide messenger RNA. Its product is annotated as actin-related protein-like protein 2/3 complex subunit 1A. The coding region runs from base 137 to 1237 and encodes 366 amino acids. The record is from RefSeq and is a predicted model, not a curated record. The transcript has a single exon. Lineage: Eukaryota; Fungi; Ascomycota; Dothideomycetes; Mycosphaerellales; Dissoconiaceae. Gene Ontology annotation, cellular component: actin cytoskeleton; Arp2/3 protein complex. Gene Ontology annotation, molecular function: actin filament binding. Gene Ontology annotation, biological process: Arp2/3 complex-mediated actin nucleation.
CGCUUCAUCACACAACCUCCAAUCUUCAAUACGAUCAGAUUCAGCAGAUAUCUGUGCCGACAGUUGAGACUCCUCCCCUCCUGUCCGCCAGACUGUUGAUCUACCUCCACACGUCAUCGACGAAAUUGCUCGAAUCAUGGCAGCACCUCAAGUACACCACCUGUUCCACGCGCCCAUCAAUGACCAUUCCUUCUCAGCUGAUCGAAGUACGCUGGCCGUGUGCAAGGACAACAACGUCGAGCUCUUUCGCAAUUCAGGCGCAGGCUUCAAGCUUCAGGAUGAGCUCCGAGGUCAUGACAAGACCGUCACCGGCGUGGACAUUGCCCCACACAGUGGCCGCAUCGUGACCUGCAGCCAAGAUCGCAAUGCGUACGUUUGGGAACCCAGUCAGACUGGUGAGUGGAAGCCGACUUUAGUGCUUCUACGUAUCAACCGAGCGGCCACUUGUGUCCGCUGGAGUCCGAGCGAGAACAAGUUCGCCGUUGGAAGUGGUGCACGUAUCAUUGCCAUCUGUUAUUUCGAGGAGGAGAAUGACUGGUGGGUUUCUAAGCAUCUCAAGAAACCACUGCGCUCCACUGUCACGAGCGUGGCCUGGCACCCAAACUCUGUUCUUCUAGCCGCUGGUAGCACAGAUGGACAUGCACGUGUCUUCAGCUCUUUCGUUAAGGGCACUGACGAGCGCCCCGAGGCAACUGCAUGGGGUGAAAGGCUACCAUUCAACACGGUCUGCGGAGAAUAUCUGAACGCGACCGCCGGCUGGAUCCAUGGUGUCGCAUUCUCCCCGUCGGGAGAUGCAUUGGCGUUCACCGCCCACGAUAGUAGCGUUACCAUCGUCUACCCGAGUGCUCCGGAGCAGCCACCAAAAGCUGUCAUUUCCGUUUCCACGCAACUGCUUCCUUUUGCAGAUUUGAUCUGGAUAUCCGAGUCUGAACUUGUCUGUGCAGGCUACGAUUGUGGCGUUUAUCGUCUUUCCGGCAAUCAAAAUGGCUGGCAGUUGACCGGCUCUUUGGAGAAGCCUGCAGGAGCGGGUAAUGGUCAGGCGCGAGAGGAAAGUGCGUUGAGUUUGUUCAAGUCUAUGGAUCUCAAGGGUCGCAGUGGCGCCGCCGACGAUACGAAACUACACACGGUUCAUCAGAACACAAUCAACACCAUCCGGGUUUUCCAAGGGAGUCCCGAGCAGAUCUCCAAGAUUAGCACAGGUGGUGUGGAUGGACGAGUGGUUGUGUGGACUUUGUAAUGAUCUAUGGAGGGAAGGAUUUUGGGGUUUCACGCAGCGUCGCCACGCAGUCUAUUAUCCAAACUUGCGACCAAUGUUCCGUCAUGUCCCUGGAAAUAUAUGCUGCAAACAAACUCGUGGUACUCUUGUCGUGACGGAGACCGAUCAGCUGGAGCCCAGUGAUCCAACCCCAACCCUAAGCCCGAACGUUGCCCAGGUGCAGCUGCCCAGAUAGGUGAGGUCGUGCCCAACAGCCAGCCCUCUCUGCACCAUGACGUUGUCUCGACGAUAGUUUCUAAAAGUUCCCCUCGUCCUACUCCCCAUUGAGGUAUAUACCUGGGUA